This is a messenger RNA of Moneuplotes crassus, 2537 nucleotides long. The record is from the annotation of a GenBank genome assembly. NCBI's taxonomy places the organism in Eukaryota, Ciliophora, Spirotrichea, Euplotida, Euplotidae.
AAAUGAAGAUUGGUCUUCUAAUUUUUCUUCUAUCGCUUCUGCUGCUUCAGGCAAUCGCUCAAAGGAGAACUGAGCCACAAAGAACUUACCAAGGCGGAUAUACACAAAAUACCAAUACAGGAGUACAAGCUAGAAGCAACUUAUCCCUAAGGAACAAAGCAGGAGGAUACCAGACUUCUGGAGCCACUUCUACAAGAGGUGGAGUUAGGCCAGAGUAUUCGCAGAAUACGAGAUCUCAAACAAAUCAUCAGCCAGCUGGACAUUCAGGAUACACUCAAACUUCUCAUGGGGGUGAGAGAAUUCCAACAGGAUCCUUUGUUGCUGAACCCCUCUUUGUGUCUGAGCCUUUGUAUGGGCAUCCUUACAUUGCAGGCGUAGAAGAAUUUAUUGAACCUGGUCCCAUCAUUGAGCCAGCUCAUGCUGUUACAUCAUUGACUGGAGAAAGGCUAUCCUCUAUUAGCGCUCGUCCUGGGUCAGAUGCUCAUCUUCCAGAAGUAAAUACACAUCAAGAUAGAGCAGUACCUAUAUUGGAAGAACUAUUACUAGUUGAGACCAAGGAGCUUAUCCCAAUUGCUGAAUAUCUAGAAAUAGAUGGUCGCCCUACACAAUCAAGGACUUUCAAUAACUAUCCUCAAGACUACGACGACUUAUUUAGUGAAAUAGAUUUGGAAAUUCUCGCAGCUGAGUUAUUUGGAGAAGAAGAGUCCUCUCCUACCAGGAAAUUUGACUCUUACAACAAAAGCACGAACAAAUAUCAGGAAGAUGAGCUCGAAUAUGAAUUUCCAUCGAUCAAACAAACUCUUGAAGAACUAAAAUUAGCUAGAGAACAUGCAGUUGAUGAUUACAAGAAAGAUCUUGAAUUAGCCAAGCUCGAAGCAGUUGAACAAUACAAAGCUGAUUUAGCAAAGAAGCAAGCAGCAGAAGAAUUGAAAAAGCUGAUAGAAGCUGAAGAGGCUAGGAAAGAAAGAGAGCAAUUCAAAAAUCUUCUUGAGGAGUAUCUUGAGCCAAUAGCUGCUCAAGAAUAUCAGCAAGCUCAGAUAGCCCAAUACCCAAGACCUCAAUCUCAGCAAGUCCAGAAUCAAUAUCAGCAACCUCAACAAGUCCAGAAUCAAUAUCAACAGCCUCAGCAAGUUCAGAGCCAAUACCAGCGGCCUCAGCAAGUUCAAACUCAAUAUCAGCAGCCUCAGCAAGUCCAAAGUCAAUAUUAUCAACAACAACCACAGAAUCAACAAGCUCAACCUCAAAGAAAUGUGAUUACUGCUAAUCCUCAAGAACUUGAAAUCCAAGCUGCACUUGAACAAGCUGUCAGAGCUCAUGAAUCUGAAAAGGCUCAGAAUCCUAAAGAUGGAGUGAUCUCAGAGAAAUGUGCUUUCACUGUGAAAGAGCAGACUGAUAGCCCUCCUCAAAUGCAGGCAAUGAAUAAUCAAGGAAAUUACUACUCUCAACAGAACCAGAUUGAAAAGAAUCCUAAUCCUAAUGGCUACUAUGCAAAGAAUAAUGUAAUUGAAAAUGUCCCGAAUGCUAUUGAGAGAGCACCUAAGAAGACUGGGAGUUAUAGUGAACCAUCUAGAACCAAUGAUGCAUCUUACUCGAUCAUUCCAGAAUUGAUCUACGACGAUAAUCCAACUUUGACCCAGCCUCAAUCCCAGCAGCAUUCUCAUUACAACCCAACAGUAAGAAAUGGGCAGAGUUAUGAGCCAAAAACUGUAGCUUAUGAUGAAUAUGAUCCCACUGUUGCCCCAUCAGUUGAUUACAACCAAAGGUCACCACAGCAAGCUUCUUCAUAUUCUCCAGAGCCAAGUAAGAUCAUCGACAGCAAUGCACAAUGUCAGACCCCUUACGAUCAAACCAUAACUUACUACGGAAAUGAUCCUAACGAUAACAUCUAUGGAUCAAUCGAGCCUGUAAUGUAUGAUAAUGACAGAAAUUCACAACCUUCAUACUCCUCAGGUACCUCUUACAACGGCCGGAUCGAGCCUGUCCUCUAUGAUCAGCAAAGUAGCACCUCUACUUACCCUAGUCAGAACCAGUACCUGGCUGUCAACCCAGGGACGCACUCUUCCAGUUCUCCUCAGAGUUCGUAUUCUCCGUACCAGCAGCCUUCCUCGUACCAGCAACCUUCCUCGUACCAACAACCUUCCUCGUACCAGCAACCUUCCUCGUACCAACAGCCUUCUUCUUACCAACAGCCUUCCUCAUAUCAGCAACCUUCUUCAUAUCAGCAACCAAAUUCCCAACAGUCUUCAUCCCAACAGCCAACUUAUCAAUCCCUUAGACCAUAUGAAGAGCCUAGCAGAGAGGAGAACACUGUAGGGUAUACUUCCAAUGGUUAUGAUGGUGGAAGUCAGCCAGAAUACAACUCCUACAGCCCUUCUCAUCCUAUUAAUGAGGCAUCAUAUGGACAGACCCCAACUAACACUGGAAGUAAUAGCUAUGGUGGAAACAAUUACGGAUCCUCUACCAAUAACUACAGCGGAACUAGUGGAUCUGGUUCAACUAGCCCAGACCAGGAUCUUCAUUUUCCAGAUGGAUACUAG